Messenger RNA from Drosophila grimshawi, 2068 nucleotides. Its product is annotated as solute carrier organic anion transporter family member 74D. Bases 1 to 2043 code for a protein of 680 amino acids. Gene Ontology annotation, cellular component: membrane. Gene Ontology annotation, biological process: transmembrane transport; sodium-independent organic anion transport. The record is from RefSeq and is a predicted model, not a curated record. Gene Ontology annotation, molecular function: protein binding. The transcript is spliced from 6 exons. Lineage: Eukaryota; Metazoa; Arthropoda; Insecta; Diptera; Drosophilidae.
AUGCAUUUAACAAAUAGCAAUCGUUUAGUUUUACUAAGUGACCCAGCAAUGGCAGAUGACGAGAGUGAAGUUACUCAAUUCCUAAAGAUUCCCAAUACCAACAAGCAAAAUAAAGCCAAGGAACGGCUUGAAAAUUCUGAUACUCUCUGCGGCUUUGGCAUUUUCAAGGGUCCACGACUGCAAAGUUGGGCUACAGAAAAUGUAUACGUUGUGGUAUAUGGCAUCGCUGGCUGUUUCAUAGCCAUGGCAUUUUCAUAUUUUAAUGGAACGAUAACGACGCUGGAGAAGCGAUAUGGGAUACCCACAAGAACGUCUGGAUUGAUAUCGGUUGGCAGUGACAUAAGCACUACUUUAACUUCCGGCUUUUUAGGCUACUAUACGGGACGAAAACAUCGUCCACGCUAUAUAGCCUUAGGACUAGUCAUACUGGCAGUCUUUUGUCUGCUGAUGGCCACUCCACAUUUCAUAUAUGGCUCUGGCGAGGAUGCGUUAAAGUUGACACGGGAAUACAUGAGUACAGGAUACUUGAAUGCCACGCAGGAGGAUCGCACACUCUGCCAAAAUGCUCAUCCCAGCUGUGUGCAGGAUGUCAGUCACUGGACACCCAUCUUUUUACUAUUCUUUGCGCAGUUUAUCUCUGGCAUUGGAUGCUCUCUGUUCUACACUCUGGGCCUCUCCUACAUGGAUGAUAACUCAAGCAAAUCCAGGACACCAGCUAUGCUCAGUUGGUCCGCUUUUCUGCGCAUGCUGGGUCCGGCUUUUGGUUACUCCUUGGCUUCCGUUUGCCUGCGCCUGUAUAUUGAUCCGCAGUUGGAACCGCUGAUAGGCAAUAAUGAUACACGUUGGUUGGGCGCCUGGUGGCUUGGCUGGAUCAUUUUGACUGUCAUAAUGCUUGUCUCUGCCGUAUUUAUCUACAUGUUCCCCAAGGAGUUACCCAGCGCAAGAGCAAGAAGAUUAAAGUCUUCAGAUGGAGCUGGCCAAAAUUCACUGACGGAACUUUCCUUGCAAGACAUGAUGCUGGCCGUCAAACGUUUGGCCAAAAACAAAAUCUAUGUCUACAAUACAAUCGCCUCAAUGCUCUACUUUUUCGGCUACGUACCCUACUGGACAUUCACGCCCAAAUACAUUGAGACCCAAUAUCAACAAUCCGCCAGUACGGCGACCAUGGCCACAGGAACUGUCGCGCUGGGCUUCUCCGCAGCGGGAGUGCUACUCUCCGGCUACGUAAUCUCCAAAUACAAGCCCAGUGCUCGGUCAAUGGCCGCAUGGAAUGGCAUCGUUGAUAUAUUUACGGUGGCUGGCAUUCUGUGCUAUGUGUUCAUUGGCUGUGAUGAUAGCGAUAAGGCGACGUCUUUGUCGCCAACCAUUGACAGCUGCAGUGCCUCGUGCCACUGCGAAUAUGUACACUAUGCCCCCAUCUGCAGUCCAAACAAUAUCACAUACAUAUCAGCCUGUCACGCCGGCUGCACCGGCAAGAGCAAGGAUCAACUCGGUCAUCUCAUCUACACUGAUUGUAAGUGCAUUGGUGCCUUGGAUUUUGCAAAUGCUACCGAGAGCCAAUAUGCCCGUCAGGGCUCUUGUCCGGUUGACUGCUACAAUCAGUUCCUUAUCUUCCUGGGCGUCAUGUGUUUUCUGAAAUUUAUUGGCGCUUCGGGCAGAACUGCCAAUCUUUUACUGGCUUUGCGCUGUGUGUCAUUUGAGGAUAAGAGUUUCGCUCUGGGCCUUGGUAAUGUGGUAGUUUGCCUGGUCAGCUUCAUACCUAGCCCCAUUUUAUUUGGCUGGAUACUGGAUAACAACUGUAUUGUGUGGGGCAAAACGUGUGGCACUAAAGGUAAUUGCUGGCUAUACGACACCAAGUCAUUGCGUUAUACUAUGAAUCUCUUGUCAGCUGCGUGUAUUUUUGUUGGCAGCUUUUGGAACAUUGGUGUUUGGCAUCAUGCCAAAGAUUUGGAGAUAUUUGAAAGCGAGGGGGCAGAGAUAACUGUAAAAGAACAAGAGCAAUUUGAUUUAAGCGAAAAGCCCAGCGAGAUAAAAAAGAAUUAAUUAUGAUCGAGAUAAUAAUAAUAAU